AGGAGAGGAGCGCCUCUACACAUAUAUUCUCCGACUCUGGGAGUAAUAUUGAGCAGAGAAGUUGUUCAGUCACUAGUGUGCGCUCAGUCAAGGUUUGAAGCGGGGCCGGCUAGUUUACAUUGACCCUACCCCCAUCUCAGAUCAGUUGUGUUUUUUAAAUCUAAACCAAGCUGUUUAGGAGUUAACUUGUAUUCGAAUAUAUUCCAGGAAACGGAUUUAAAACUAAACGUUUCCUAAGAUUUCGUGUUAAAUUCAAUUGACUCUAGAUGUUCGUGACUCCUGGAAGGAAUGCUUGUUGAGGAUUUAAAACCUAAAUUCAGUUCUGAAGAACUAUCGAGAGGAAGGAUGCUAAACCUAAUGUGGUCUCAGGACUGUGAUAUUAUUAUUAAAGAGGAGCAGGAUCAUUGCUCGGACCGGAGCAGUCCUAGGCUAAUAGAACAGAUACAUGGAGCAGCGUAUCAUGAUUUAAACUACGGAGUUACAGUGACCCUUACCCCUACGGAGACGGACGGUUAUGAAUAUUUAGAACCGGAGGAAUCUUCAACUCUUCAAACUCUUCAACCCCUUCCUUCAUUCCAUUCUUUACCAUCGUCACCCUCUAGGAAGCAGCUUGACUUUGUUCCAGUCAGCAUCCAUGAGUUCGUAAACAGCAGUUCUGCUCAUUCUCCGGAUAGUAGCGGUCAACCUUCAGCUUUUCAUCCUACUCCUCCUCAGGAGUCGGGAUCAGGACCAAGGAGAAGAAAGAGAACGAACUCCGGGUCUAGUGGGUGUUCUAACACGUCUUCAACCUCUAAGGCUACUAAGAGAAGACGGCCUCCUAUUUCCCAUGAUGAGCUUAUGUUGCAAAGAAACCAAGCAAACGUGCGUGAGCGGCAGAGGACGAAGAAUUUGAACGACGCGUUUUCAACUCUCCGGGAGAUAGUUCCAACUCUUCCUUCAGAUAAACUCUCCAAGAUACAAACCUUGAGGCUCGCUAGUAGAUAUAUAGAUUUCCUUAAUAAUAUCUUGAAUGACACCAGUCCUCAGUCCUACGAGAGCAGGACGGGUAUCCAGGCUGGAGUUUCAGUACGAGAAGAGCUCUCUCAUCAGUUCAACGUAUGGAGGAUGGAUCUAGAAUACAGAGCACCUGGAAACGUCUCACCAGACUUGUGAAUCUCCCAGCCUUAAACUGAGCUUUAUGCAAUCAAAGAGACUUAAAAAUUUAUCAUUCUACGAGCUUUGGUUUCAGAACAGAAAAUUCUAGUGAAACCUAAAAUUCUGAAACCCUUUGUAUUUACGCGACGAAUUUACUUAAUACUCUUCAUUGAAGAAAUGAGAACAAUUCAGAGUUUCCAAGUUACUCCAGGUCCUAGUCUCUAGUCCCUACUGGAACCAAUAUUUCUCAAUGAAUCUCUCUGCUUCCUUUUCCCUGAUACAGCAUCACUUACUCAACCUUAACCUUUACUCUUCUAAACUAGAUCAUGUAUUAAACAAAGUGCCUAAUAGAUCAUCAUACAAAAAAUACGAGGCCUACAUAU
Messenger RNA from Eurytemora carolleeae, 1517 nucleotides. Its product is annotated as twist-related protein. The transcript has 3 exons. The record is from RefSeq and is a predicted model, not a curated record. Gene Ontology annotation, molecular function: protein dimerization activity; DNA-binding transcription factor activity, RNA polymerase II-specific; RNA polymerase II transcription regulatory region sequence-specific DNA binding. Gene Ontology annotation, biological process: developmental process; regulation of transcription by RNA polymerase II. NCBI's taxonomy places the organism in Eukaryota, Metazoa, Arthropoda, Copepoda, Calanoida, Temoridae. Bases 289 to 1152 code for a protein of 287 amino acids.